Molecule: messenger RNA, 2951 nt
Organism: Solenopsis invicta (red fire ant)
Lineage: Eukaryota; Metazoa; Arthropoda; Insecta; Hymenoptera; Formicidae
Product: cytochrome P450 4C1
Exons: 11
Coding region: 741-2276 (511 amino acids)
Molecular function (GO): iron ion binding; monooxygenase activity; oxidoreductase activity, acting on paired donors, with incorporation or reduction of molecular oxygen
Source: RefSeq, a predicted model, not a curated record
UAUUUAAUAUAGUAUCAAAGAUGCUAAUGAAAUUUUGGUGUAUCGUACAAAGAUUGACUCUUCUUAUGUAACAUACGAUAAGCAUCGAAAGCUCAUACUUUUUAAGCAUUAUAUAAAACAUUAAUGACUAAUUGAAAAAGAAAGAAUAAUUAUCAGCCUUACUUAAACCAAUUUUUAACAAUUUAUAAUUUGUAUCAGAUACAAAAAAGAAUUCCAAGAAUUAAAUAUGUGCAAAAAUUUUGACAAAUUAUUUGAGAGCAUCUCGAAAAAGCAAACGUAUGUAACUGCGCUCAGGAGAGAAAGAAUUGUAGCUAAAAAUGAUUCAAAACUGAGUCAAAGUGGCCGUUUUUAAAUUAAUAAAAUUGUUAAUUCUACGCACAAACAACCGUGCUUACUCGUGUUAGCCCAUUAACAGUUGAUUAUUUGAUGUUUUUUAACAUUAUGCUUUGUUUUACGCGUAUGUUCAUAAACUCAAGCAUCAAACCGGGACAAGAAUGAGCAAUAAAUUAAGUAAUUUUAAAUCAGAGUUAUUCUAAACCUUUAAAAUAUGCGAUAGCUUGAGAAACGUUGUUAUGAUAAGAACGUUACGACUUUGCGAAAAACCGAGAACGGAGUCUCGUAGUUUAGUCGACUAGGAUCUGUCGACAAGGUCGUUUGUUUCUCUCUUUUUGCAACGAGUGUCGAUUUGUAAGGAAGAAUUCACACAAUUAAUUACUAGUCUGUUUUUGCAGAAUACGAGAAUGGAUUUUAUCUCUUUGGCAUUAUUCACUCUUUGCGUUAUUGUGAUUUUCCGAGUUUUAUUGAUGGUACAUUAUCAAUAUGUUGUGCGACAAAAACUUAAAAACAUUCCCCAAGUCGACAGUUUUCCUUUUGGUUCGGCAUAUGAGACAAUGAGUAUAUCGUUGGAGAAACGCAUGAAAAAGGAUUUUCAAUAUUUGGCUCAGACAUGCAAAGAAGGGAUAUACAUACAAUGGUUCUUAGGCAAGCCGUGUAUUUUCGUAUAUAAGCCAGAAUAUUUAAAGCAUAUUUUUCCCAGUACCGUAAAUAUAACAAAAGCGGUGCGUUAUGAUUUGUUGAAAUCCUGGUUGGGCAAGGGACUUUUAACAUCUACAGGUAAACAAUGGUUCCACGAUAGAAAACUCAUCGGGGCAACAUUCCAUUUUAGUAUAUUAGAAAAAUUUGCUGUGGUUAUGACUGAAAAAGCACAAAUUUUAACAAAAUGUCUUCAAAGAAAAAUAGACGAAAAUCCAGGGAAGGCCAUUGAUAUUUACCCUCUUAUUGUCAACGCAACUCUUGAUGUUAUCUGCGAAACGGCAAUGGGUACGGAUAUACGAGCUCAAGAAAUCCAAUCCAAAUAUACAACCGCAUUGCAGGAAGUAGCCGAGUUAACAAUGACUCGAUUCUUUCAACCGUGGCUUUGGAUUGACUGGUUAUACUAUUUAACGCCUGCAGGAAAACAUUAUAAAUCAGUGCUCAAAAUAGUGCACAAAUUUGCUGAUGAGGUGAUAAUAAAGAAGAAGAUUGAACGACAAUCAAAAACUAGCAAUACAGAACUUGAAAACAAGGGUAAUGAAUUAGACAUAGGUAAGAAGAAGAAGAUAGCGUUUUUAGAUUUAUUAUUAGAAGAAAACGAAAAAGACGAUACACCUAUGACUGAUGAUGAGUUGAGAUCGCAAGUGGACACGAUUAUGUUUGCGGGACACGACACAACUUCAGUAGCUGUAUGCUGGACACUCUUUCUGCUGGGCAAUAAUCUCGAUCAUCAGGAAAAAGUUCACGAAGAAUUAGAAGAGGUUUUCGGAGAUUCGGAAGCACCAGCCACUGUAAAGCAGCUGCCACUAUUAAAAUAUCUGGACAGAGUUAUAAAGGAAACGCUCCGAAUAUUUCCGAGUGCAAAUUUAAUAUCGAGGGAACUAGUAGAAGAUGUAAAAUUAGAUGACCAUAUUCUUCCGAAAGAUCAUGAAGUCUCAGUGCCAAUAGCGCUUGUACAUCGGAACCCAGAGGUUUGGCCGGAUCCAUUGAAGUUCGAUCCAGAUCGCUUUCUUCCAGAGAACUCGAAAGAUAGAAAUCCAUAUGCCUACGUUCCGUUCAGCGCUGGACCGAGAAAUUGUGUAGGCAUACGAUUCGCUCAACAGGAACUGAAACUCUUAUUGGUUGCUAUUCUCAGAAAAUGGAAGGUAAAAAGCGUAGAAACAAUGGACACGAUCCGAUACGUUGAAUUUAUGGUUUUGCGACCCUGCGAGGAGUUGCUCAUACAUUUCACAUCCAAGAAAUAAUCAGUUUACCAGCAAAUGUAUACUUUUUAUAAUGUGAUUUUUAUAGUUUUUUCUUAUUAAUAUUUUAUGAAUAUGUAUGUACGUAAUGCACAUAUUCUUACAUAUAUGCACAUAAAUGUUAUAUAUGCCUAAAUAUCACAAUAAUUGAAUUGAGGUGUCGGUAUUUAUUAAUGCAAUCAAGUACUUAUAAUAACAAUACGUUAUAAUUGUUAUUUAAAAUUUGGGAUCUCGCCUUACAGACAAAAUGUUUUAAGCUAACAAAAUAGUUUUGACGAUAAAUGCAAUACGAACAAAAGAUUAGCACUUUUUGCAAUAGGACGACAAAUAUUAAUAAAUGUUUAAUGCAAAAUCAUAUUAUAAUUAAAUAUAUAAAGGUGAUGAUAAUAUAAUAGUGAUUGUUAAUUAAUGCGCCCAUGUUUAGAAUUGUAAUUAUUGUAUAAUUGUUAAUAACUUGUAUUGAGGAUAAUCCCAAGCAUAGAAUCAAAAUGUAUACAUUUUGAAUUUUAUUAAAUAAUAAAGUAAAUAGUACACACAAACAACCAGGGUCAACUCUAAUAUAUUGAUACUGUUCUUAUAAAUUUAAUUCUCUAAACCAUAUACUAUUAAGUUACUUAAUAUAAGCAAAAUUUAAUAACAAAAAUAAAAGUAAAUAAGAAAUAAAUAAUAUAUAGACAA